Messenger RNA from Sebastes umbrosus (honeycomb rockfish), 2625 nucleotides. Its product is annotated as calpain-2 catalytic subunit-like. The record is from RefSeq and is a predicted model, not a curated record. Gene Ontology annotation, biological process: proteolysis. The coding region runs from base 86 to 2257 and encodes 723 amino acids. Gene Ontology annotation, cellular component: cytoplasm. Gene Ontology annotation, molecular function: calcium ion binding; calcium-dependent cysteine-type endopeptidase activity. The transcript has 21 exons. Lineage: Eukaryota; Metazoa; Chordata; Actinopteri; Perciformes; Sebastidae.
UGUCCAUUUGAGGCCCAUCCCUGUCUGUGAUCCCUCCCAGUCCUGCCCUCACCUGGAUAGCUAUAAAAGAGACUGGGACAAAUACAUGUCUGGAUUGGAAGGUCAGCUCACAAGUCAACUCAGCUCACAAAGAGGGAAAUCACACAAGGUGAGGAUGACAUCCACGGCAGACCGACUGGCCCAUCAGCAGAAGAGGGACCAAGGCAUUGGCACUAACCAGAAAGCAGUGAAGUUCUCCCAGCAGGAUUAUGAGACUCUGCGCAAGCAGUUUCUGGAGCGUGGACGCCUGUUUGAGGACAACUGCUUCCCAGCUGAGCACAAAUCCCUGGGCUACAAUGAGCUGGGACCAUACUCAGCCAAAACCAGGGGCGUUGUUUGGAAAAGGCCAACGGAGCUGUGCUCCAACCCAAAGUUCAUCGAUGAUGGAGCCACAAGGACGGACAUUUGCCAAGGAGGUCUUGGUGACUGCUGGCUUCUGGCUGCGAUAGCCUCUCUGACUCUAGACCAGCGGAUCCUGGCUCGUGUGGUGCCCCAUGGACAGAGUUUCACCGAAGGUUAUGCCGGGAUAUUUCACUUCCAGUUCUGGCAGUUUGGUGAGUGGGUGGAUGUGGUGGUCGACGACCGUUUACCCACCAGAGAUGGAAAGUUGCUGUUUGUUCACUCGGCAGAGGGCUCCGAGUUUUGGAGUGCGCUGCUGGAGAAGGCCUACGCCAAGGUGCAUGGCUGCUAUGAGGCUCUGUCAGGAGGAAACACUAUCGAAGGUUUUGAGGAUUUCACAGGAGGGAUUGCAGAAGUGUACACCUUAGACAAAGCUCCGCCUAAGCUCUUCCGAAUCAUGCAGAAGGCCCUGAAACUGGGUUCACUGCUGGGUUGCUGUAUUGAUAUCACCAGUGCCUAUGAGACAGAGGCUGUCACAGCUCUCAAACUUGUCAAGGGACAUGCAUACUCAGUCACGGGUGCAGAGGAGGUUAAUUUCCGAGGCAGGCCGGUUCAGCUGGUCCGCGUCAGGAACCCUUGGGGUCAGGUGGAGUGGACUGGGCCUUGGUGUGAUGGAUCCAGUGAAUGGAACCACGUCAGUGAAGAUGAGAAAUCAAAGCUGAAUCAUGUGGCUGAGGAUGGAGAGUUCUGGAUGUCCUACUCAGACUUCAUGAAGCAGUUCUCCAAGCUGGAGAUCUGUAACUUGACCCCGGACACGCUCCUGAGUGACGAUGUGGGCCACUGGAACAACUACCAGUUUGAAGGGAUGUGGAGGGUGGGCUCCACUGCUGGCGGCUGCCGCAAUAACACAGCCACGUUCUCGUCCAACCCUCAGUUUGUGGUGCGUCUGGAGGAUGUGGAUGAUGACCCCCUGGAUGAGGAGGAUGGGUGCACCUUUCUGGUGGGGCUGAUGCAAAAGGGUGGACGCCGGCAGAAGAGGCUUCAACGCAACCUUGAGACCAUUGGUUAUUCCAUUUAUAAGGUCCCAGAUCAGCUCAAAGGCCGCAGCAAUAUUCACCUGGGUCCAGAUGUCCUGCUGCGACAGAGAGCUGUGGCCAGGAGCCACAACUUCAUCAACACACGGGAAGUGUGCGACCGCUUCAAACUCCCUCCAGGAGAAUAUGCCAUUAUUCCCUCGACCUUUGACCCUCACAAGAACGGCAGCUUCGUUCUGAGGGUGUUCUCGGAGAAACAGGCUGCAACCAGUGCACUGGAGGAGGACAUUGAUGCUCAAAUAGAGGAGGAGGAGGUAUCUGAGAGUGAUGUGGAUCCUCAUUUCAAGGACGUCUUCAAGCAGAUUGCUGGCAAUGACAUGGAGGUAUCAGUCUUUGAACUGGUUCAAAUUUUGAACAACAUUGUCUCUCACCGGUCUGAUAUCAAGACAAACGGCUUCAGCCUUGAGACAGGUCGCCUCAUUGUCAGUCUGCUGGAUAAAGAUGAAAGUGCCAAGUUGGGACUGAUGGAAUUUCACUUGCUUUGGACCAAAAUCCAGAAAUACCUGGAGAUCUUCAAAAAUCACGACACAGACAGCUCUGGCACCAUGAGCUCCCACGAGAUGAGAGGCGCCGCCAGUGAAGCAGGUUUCCACGUCAACAGCGCUCUGCUGCAGGCCAUCGUCAGCCGUUAUGCCGAUGCUCAGUAUGCCAUAGACUUUGAUAGUUUUGUAGGCUGUCUUAUUAAACUGGAAAUGCUCUUCAAAAUGUUUAAGUCUCUGGAGAGAGCUGACGCAGGGAAGAUUGAGCUGGAUAUGCAACAGUGGCUGUGCCUGGCGCUCUAUUAACUCUGGAGACAAGACAAGCGAGGACCCUUUUGUGAUAUCUGCAAGAAGAUUAACAAUAAAUUAAUUUCAUUCACAAAAAAAAUAAAAAUAAACUACUUUUACAAAUUGAGUAAACACAAUGACAAAGACAUUUCAUAUUCAUAUGUUACAAAUGCGUAAAAAGGUCUAAUAAAAUGUACCGAUUGGUAAAUAUAUUUGUUGGACAUAUAUAUGGAGACACGUUUAAUCACAUGUAUUGUUCCAUUUUUUAUUUAUUUUUUUUGUGUUGUAGAGAAAGAUUUGUCUCAUUAGUUGGUGUUUAUUUGCUCUUUUAUCUGUUGCAAAACUUCUGUCAAAUGAUAAGAAAUAAAGAAACUUUAGCCUCUGGA